AUGUGCAAAAUUGGCUGCUUGGGAGAUACCAAGCGGAGGCAGCUUCAAAGUGUUCAAGAUAAAAGAAAACUUAGUUCAAAAGCAUUAUUCACCGAAGAACUACUAAAAAUCACCCAAAGAAAUGAGGAAACCUCCGAUGGAGCACAAAAAAAUUUUUUCGCCAUUGCUCAUUUGAACUUGCUUGGAGAGGCAAUGAGGUCGAUAUUAAUAAAAAGAUUAAUAGAAAUAAUGUUGAGGCUGGAUAUGUUGGUAUCUGCGUUAUUGGAAAGAUUCGGAAUAUUUGAUAUACCUGAAAAGUGGGAGGCCGCCAUUACUCCCGAACAAGUUGAGAAGAUCAAAAGUUUCCACAAAGAAUGUCUUCCAAAAUCCGGAGUUAAUCCCGAACUGGUUCAAAAGGCAAGACAAGGUGAUUUCACCAACGACCCAAAGCUGAAAGAACAUAUCUUCUGCGUCUCCAAGUUAAUCGGUUUCCAAAACGAUGCCGGUGAAAUCCAAGUGGAUGUACUUAAAGCCAAAGUGGGUGCUGCCUUAGACGAUACAGCUCUUGCGGCCCAGUUGAUCGACACCUGUGCUAAGAAUCUAGGAGAUGGACCCGAAACGGCCUUUGAAACCGUCAAAUGCUAUCACGAAAAGACGCCAGUUCACCUUAGUAUUAUUUAAAUAUUUGUGAUUUUAUUAUAUAUAAAAAAAAACUUCUUUUUUGAGGGGUGUUUAAAAAUAAAUUGUUGACCAUUACAU
Diabrotica balteata is the source of this 738-nucleotide messenger RNA. NCBI's taxonomy places the organism in Eukaryota, Metazoa, Arthropoda, Insecta, Coleoptera, Chrysomelidae. The record is from the annotation of a GenBank genome assembly.